UCAACAAUAUUCCAGCUUGAGUUGUAGAUUGUUUGAGAGAGAUGGAGGUUGGUAAUGCUAUGGAAGAAGAAAGGUCAAGAGAAGAACAUCAUGUAGAUCAAGAAAUAUUAGAAGAACAAAAAGAUGAUCACAUACUCAAAGGUAAGAACCUGCUAUCUCUCAAAAAGCCGGCUAAUAUUCGUGAUUCUUUCGAUUUAGAGGCAAGUAGAUUCACCACAAACCAAGGCUCGUCUCAGGUCGGAGAUUGGAAAACAGUGAUGAAGUUAGCAUUUCAGAGCAUUGGUGUUGUAUAUGGUGAUCUGGGCACUUCACCUUUGUAUGUGUUACCGGGUAUUUUCCCUACUGGGAUUAAGCACAAUGAUGAUAUACUUGGGGUGCUGUCUCUUAUCUUUUACUCGCUCAUGUUAAUCACUUUGAUCAAGUACGUUUUCAUUGUGCUAGCGGCCAACGAUAAUGGUGAUGGAGGAACUUUUGCUCUGUAUUCUCUCCUGUGCCGCCAUGCCAAGGCAAGCUUGACACCUAACCAGCAGGCUGAAGACAAAGAAGUGUCCAACUACCGACUAGAUUCGCCAAAUCGACGGCUCAAGAGGGCAUCCUUUGUAAAGUCCAUGCUUGAAAAUAGCCAAACAAUAAAGUUCUUCAUAUUGCUCAUGACCAUGCUUGGCACUUCCAUGGUUCUUGGAGAUGGAAUCCUUACACCAUGCAUCUCAGUGUUGUCAGCAGUGGGAGGAGUUAAGGAAGCUGCUACUGGUCUCACUGAUAAUAUGAUCAUGUGGUUUUCAGUGGGAAUCUUGAUUGUUUUGUUCCAAAUUCAAAGGUUUGGGACAGAUAAAAUCGGCUACAGUUUUGCUCCAAUACUCGCAAUUUGGUUCCUUUUCAUUGGAAGUAUUGGCUUGUACAACUUCUGUAAGUACGAUCCAGGUGUUAUCAAGGCAAUUAAUCCAAUGUAUAUCAUUCAAUACUUCAGUAGGAACAAGAAGGAUGCAUGGAUUUCUCUUGGAGGUGUCAUCCUAUGCCUAACAGGUUCUGAAGCCCUCUUUGCUGAUCUUGGUCACUUCAGUGUUCGCUCAAUCCAGAUAAGCUCAUGCACUCUAGUUUUUCCAUGUGUUGUUUUUGCUUACUUUGGCCAAGCUUCCUAUCUCCGCCAACACAGUCAGGACGCUAGCAAUGCCUUCUAUAGUUCAGUUCCAAAACCGGUAUACUGGCCAAUGUUUGUUAUCGCUGUAAUGGCAGCCAUCAUUGCUAGUCAGUCCUUGAUCUCAGCUUCCUUCUCCAUCAUCCAACAGUCAUUAGCGUUGGGUUGUUUCCCACGGGUUAAGGUAGUGCACACUUCCUCUAAAUACAAAGGACAAGUCUAUGUACCCGAGAUCAACACUAUUCUCAUGUUGGCUUGUGUGGGUGUCACCCUUGGAUUCAAAAACACAUUGAAGAUCGGUAACGCUUAUGGAAUUGCCGUGGCGUUCGUAUUUACGAUCACAUCUGCAUUUCUUGUCCUUGUGAUGGUAAUGAUAUGGAAGACAAGCAUGUACUUGAUAGUCAUCUAUGCCCUAUCUAUAUGGCUCUUGGAACUCCUAUUCUUGAGCUCAGUACUCUACAAAUUUAUCGAUGGAGGCUAUCUUCCUUUGUUAUUUGCCAUGGUUAUGAUGACAAUUAUGUAUUUAUGGAAUUAUGGCUACCGCAAGAAGUACAUUUACGAGCUUGAUAAUAAAGUCUCUCCAGUAAAGUUAGUUGAGAUAGCUUCUGAUGCUAGCAUCCACCGGAUCCCCGGUCUUGCACUGUUUUACACUGAGCUUGUCCAAGGCAUUUCUCCAAUCUUCACACAUUAUGUAGCCAAUGUCCCAGCUCUGCACUCAGUUCUUGUCUUUAUCUCAAUCAAAUCCCUGCCCAUUUGCACAGUGCCUCUGGAAGAUCGAUUUUUGUUCAAAAGAGUGGAGCCUCGUGAUCUGAGCAUUUUCCGAUGUAUUGUGCGGUAUGGAUACAAGGAUGCAAGAACGGAGUGGGAGUCUUUCAAGGAGAUGUUGGCAAUUCAGUUGAAGGAUUUCAUAAGAAAAGAUGUGUUCAUGUCUAGGCUGCCACACACUACAAAUAUGGAUUCAUACGAAUCAGAUGAUAACGAAGUUUCGAGGCUGAGAACUGAAGAGAUAGCUCAAAGGGAGGUAGAGAAAGUGGAUGAAGCUCUGAAUGUUGGGGAUAUUGUUCAUCUGAUGGGUGAAAAUGAGGUGGUUGCUUCAAAGGGUUCAAGCUUCUUGAAGAAAUUAGUUAUAAACUACGCCUAUAACUGGUUGCGAAGAAGUGUGAGGCAGGUUGAUGAAGUUUUUAUGAUUCCUCGCAAGCGACUUCUCAAAGUGGGGAUGACUUAUGAUGUCUAAUAAUAGAGUUUUGAUCAAUUCCGUGUGGUUUUCCUCUUUCUAUUUUGUUAAUUAGACUUCUCAUGUGAAGGAUAUUUUUACAGUUUUAGUUUGUUAAUUAAAAAGAAAUUCGA
This is a messenger RNA of Juglans microcarpa x Juglans regia, 2482 nucleotides long. RefSeq names its product potassium transporter 5-like. Gene Ontology annotation, molecular function: potassium ion transmembrane transporter activity. The coding region runs from base 42 to 2369 and encodes 775 amino acids. The record is from RefSeq and is a predicted model, not a curated record. Gene Ontology annotation, biological process: potassium ion transmembrane transport. The transcript is spliced from 7 exons. Lineage: Eukaryota; Viridiplantae; Streptophyta; Magnoliopsida; Fagales; Juglandaceae. Gene Ontology annotation, cellular component: membrane.